Gastrolobium bilobum is the source of this 4461-nucleotide messenger RNA. Its product is annotated as disease resistance protein Roq1-like. The transcript has 8 exons. Bases 1 to 4461 code for a protein of 1486 amino acids. NCBI's taxonomy places the organism in Eukaryota, Viridiplantae, Streptophyta, Magnoliopsida, Fabales, Fabaceae. Gene Ontology annotation, molecular function: ADP binding; ATP hydrolysis activity. The record is from RefSeq and is a predicted model, not a curated record. Gene Ontology annotation, biological process: signal transduction; defense response.
AUGGAUUUACUCACACCAAGUGGCUACGAUGUAUUCUUGAGUUUCAGUGGAGAAAACUCAUUCACUUCAACUCUCUGCAACUCUCUUCUAAAUGCCGGAGCUACUUAUUUUGUGGAUGAUGAUAAGGAGUUUCAAAAUCGAGAUCAGAAUUCAACCUCUCUACCGCCAGCAAUCAGAAACUCUGAGAAUUAUUUCAUUGUUUUCUCAAGAAAUUAUGCAGGUUCACGAUUGUGUCUGCAAAAGUUGGAGGUAAUAAUGGAGCGUCAAAGAACCAAAUUAGGGAAGGUCGUGCCAGUGUUCUAUGGUGUAGAUUCCUCAGAAGUAUCUCAUCAAAAAGGUGAGUUUGGAGAAGCAUUUGAUAAACUUUUGAACAGAAUUUCCCCGGAUGAAGACCAAGUGCUGAGUUGGAGGACGGCGCUUCGUGACGCUAGCGGCAUUCCAGGGUUCGUUGUCGAACAUUCUAGAUAUAAUGGAAGUGAAAGUGAAGAUAUGGACAAUGUAGUUGAGGUUAUUACUCGUCUGCUAGAUAAGGCAUCCUUGUUUGUUACUGAGCAUUCAGCGGGAGUAGAAUCUCGUGCAGAAGAAGUGAUUCGACUAUUGAACAGCAAAAAAUCAGAGCAUUCUCUACUUCUAGGGAUAUGGGGGAUAGGAGGGAUUGGUAAAACAACAGUUGCCAAAUACAUCUAUAAACAAAUCGGUCGCAAUUUUGAUACAAGGAGCUUCAUCCCAAAAGUUAGGGCAGUUUGGGAACAAAAUAAUGGCCAAAUUUCUUUACAAGAACGGCCUCUUUCUGAUAUCUACGAAAAGAUAGGUAAAAUUGAAGCAGAAACAGUGAUAUUAAAGGAAAAACUUCGCCAAAAAAAAUUACUUCUUGUGCUUGACGAUGUGAAUAAAUUUGACCAAUUGAAAGCUUUGUGUGGAAGUCGUGAAUGGUUUGGUCCUGGAAGUGUAAUAAUCAUCACAACAAGAGAUGAGCAUCUACUUCUUCAACUUGGAGUUGACCAUGCACAUAGAAUGAAAGAAAUGGACAAAAAUGAAUCUCUUGAACUUUUUAGUUGGCAUGCGUUCAACCAAGCAAGUCCUGCUAAACGUCUUGAGGGCCUUUCUAAUGUUAUAGUUGAAUAUUCCAGGGGAUUACCGCUAGUUCUUCAAGUCCUUGGGUCCUUUUUGUUUUGUAAAGGGAAAAACGAGUGGAAUAGUGCAUUGGAAAACUUAGUGGAUGAAAGUGAAGAUAUCAGGAAUAUAGUUGAACGUGUUACUGGUUUGCUAGACGACACGGUUUUGUUUGUUGCUGAACAUCCGGUGGGAGUAGAAUCUCGAGUGCAAGAUGUGAUUCAACUAUUGAACAACCAACAAACAAAACAUCCUCUACUCCUAGGCAUGUGGGGGAUGGGAGGGGUUGGUAAAACAACCAUUGCCAAAGCCAUUUAUAAUGAAAUUGGUCGCAAUUUUCAGGCUAAGAGCUUCCUCCUAAAUGUCAGGGAAGUUUGGGAACAAAAUAAUGGACAAGUUUCUUUACAACAAAGGCUUCUUUCUGAUAUCUACAAAACAACAAAAUUGAAGAUAGAUACAACUGAAUCAGGAAAAAUGGAAUUACAAAAGAGACUUAGCCAAAAAAGGAUAUUUCUUGUGCUUGACGAUGUAGAUAAAUUGGACCAAUUGAAUGCUUUGUGUGGAGGUCGUGAAUGGUUUGGUGGAGGAAGUAGAAUAAUCAUCACAACAAGAGAUGAACAUCUACUUAGUGUGCUUAGAGUUGACCGCCUAUACAGAAUGAAAGAAAUGAAGAAAAGUGAAUCUCUUGAGCUUUUUAGUUGGCAUGCGUUCAAGCAAGCAAGUCCAAGGGAAGGUUUUGCUCAUCUUUCUAGAGAUGUAGUUGAAUAUUCCGGGGGAUUGCCGUUAGCUCUUCAAGUACUUGGGUCCUUUUUGAAUUCUAGGGGGAUAAGGGACUGGGAGAUUGCAUUGGAAAAACUCAAAAUCAUUCCCAAUCAUGAAAUACUGAGGAAGCUCAAAAUAAGUUUUGAUGGUUUAAGCGAUGACAAAGUGAAAGAAAUAUUCCUUGAUAUAGCUUUUUUCUUUAUUGGGAAGGAUCGAGAUGAUGUAAUUGAGAUAUUAAAUGACUGUGGGCUUUUUGCAGAAAUUGGAAUAAGGGAACUUGCAGAAAAAAGUCUUGUAACUGUUAACAUUAAGAACAGGCUCGGAAUGCAUGAUUUGCUACGAGACAUGGGAAGAGAAAUUGUUCGGGAGAAAUCACCAGAGUUGGCCGAGGAGCGCACUAGGUUAUGGCUCCAAGAAGACGUGCUUGAUGUGUUAUCAAAAGAUACUGGAACGAUAGCUGUUAAGGGACUGACUUUGAUGUUGCCAAGGAUGGAUACAACAACUGAUUUGAAAACCAAAGCAUUUGAGAAGAUGAAGAGACUGAGAUUGCUUCAACUUGCUGGCAUACAACUUGAUGGUGAUUAUAAAUAUCUUUCACAAGAUCUUAGAUGGCUUUGCUGGGAUGGAUUUCCUUCAGAAUAUACACCUGCAGACUUUCAUCAAGGAAGUUUAGUUGCCAUUGAGUUAAAGUAUUCCAAUAUGCAACAAGUGUGGACGAAGUCCAAGAUGCUGACGAAGCUGAAAAUUCUCAAUCUCAGUCAUUCUCAUAACUUGAGACAAACCCCAGACUUUUCGAAGAUACCAAAUCUGAAGAAGUUAAUACUCAAAGAUUGUCCACGUUUGUCUUCGGUUUCUGAUACUAUAGAACAUCUCAAAGAAAUUCUUCUGAUAAAUUUGAAAGACUGUACAGGCCUUAGUACACUUCCAAGAAGCAUCUAUAAGUUGAAGACGUUAAAAAUUCUCAUUAUAUCUGGAUGUUCAAAAAUUGACAAGUUGGAAGAGGACUUAGAACAGAUGGAAAACUUAACCACCCUGAUUGCAGAUAAUACUGAUAUAAAUGAAGUGCCCUUUUCAAUUGUGAGAUCAAAAAGCAUUGCAUUUAUUUCAUUGUGUGGCUAUAGAGGAUCCUCACGUGAUGUGUUUCCAUCUCUUAUAUGGUCUUGGAUGUCUCCAACAAACAGUGUCUUAUCCCAAGUUCAAACAUAUGUGGGCAUGUCAUCUCUAGCUUUCUUAGAUGAACAAAAUAGUAGAUUCCAUGGUCAAUCAUAUACUCUUAAAGACCUUCAGAAGCUUCAACGUCUUUGCGUGGAGUGUGACUCAAAAGUUCAACUACAUGAAACUGUAGAAAGAAUUUUGGAUACUUUAAAUACCACAAAUUAUGAGGAGUUGGAAGCAAUGCCAAGCACAUCACAUGUAUCAAAUAUCAAGACUUCAGCAUUAAUUGAUUGUCACAGUCAAGCUCGCAUUUCAGGAUCAGAAAAUUCCUUGACAUCUCUUUUAAUUCAAAUGGGAAUGAACUGCCAUGUCACCAAUAUUCUUAGAGAAAACAUUUUACAGAAAAUGUCUACCGUCGGGCCUGGUUUCCUCCCUAGUGACAAUUAUCCUGAUUGGUUAGCCUUCAGUGGUGAUGGUUCUUCUGUAAUUUUGGAUGUCCCUCAAGUGCUGGAACGUAACUUGAAGACAAUCAUGUGCAUUGUCUAUUUUUCUUCCCCAGAGAACAUGACACCAGAAGUCCUUAAAAAUAUGUUGGUGAUAAAUUACACAAAGAACACCAUUCAGCUCUACAAGAGAGACGCAUUAACCCCCUUUGAAGACGAGGAGUGGCAGAGAGUAGUAUCAAAUAUAGAACCUGGUAACAAAGUCAAUGUUGUUCUUGUUUUUGAGAACAGAUUCAUUGUGAAUAAGACAACAGUUUUUCUCAUAUAUGAUGAACUGAUUGACGAAAAAGGGGAGCACUGCCAUACACCAGAUAGAAAUGCUAUUGUUUCAGGUGGUGAUGAAAAUAUUGAAAAUUCGGGUCAGCCUUCCACUGAAGCUUUUCCUGCCGUGUCUGGGAAAGAAAAGCCAGGAGAAGUGUGCUGCUAUGAAAGAACUACCACACCUACUCUGUUGAAAAUAAAUGAAGAAAUGACGGAAAUGGAGAAAAUAAAUGCUAAUGAGGCCAAGCAUUUAAAUGAAAAGAUUGAAGUGAUAGAGGCAAAACAUAAUGAAAUGGCAAUAGUGGAGAAAAAGUUUCAACUUCAAAGGACUAUGCUAAAUCAAAAAAACUUAGGCCAAGAUGUGGAGGCCUUGGCAGAUUUGUUAUCAACUACAGGUGAUGCUACCGGUGUUCCAUACAAUCAAGAGGCACAUUCAGAGCCUAGGGUUCAUGCUGAGAUGUAUAAGGCUAAAAGUAUUGAGGAGACUUCAAAUGCAUUGCCCAAUUAUUCUAUGGCUAAGUGUAUGAAUGCUCUUAAUGAGAUUGAAGACGUUUCAGAUGAGAUCUAUGUGAAAGCUUCAGAAAAAUUUAUGAAUCCUGAUCGGAGGGAAAUGUUUCUUACGAUGCCGAUGAAUAGGAGAAAGGCAUGGCUAGAUAGACUUCAAUGA